AUCGUGAAUGUGGCGUGUGUUGUUUGGAAUAUCGUGAGUCGUAAAUAAAAAUGCAUUAAAUGAAAUGUUACAUCUAAUUAAAAGUGUGCUUAGUGUGUGUUAAAACAAUAAUCAAUCUAAAGUCCUACUGUGAAUUGCGAGAACUGGAGUUAAAAAGUGGUUUUCUUUUGGUAUUUUGUCAUAUGUUGCACGCCUGCCUUGGGGUCUUGAUGAGGACAAAAAAAUAAUCAGUAAUUCCGAUGCUAAAUUGAUAAUGCAAAAUAGACUCGACCAGUCUUCCGGCACGUUAUUGCGCUUUCUCGUGACAAUGCGGUGCCUUAUGUAUGAAUAUAUUUUCUAAAGUAGUUCUUUUAGACUAAAAUUCCUCAGAAUGGUUGUUAGAGCUGGAAAAGCAUAAUAUCAACAUGAGUCAUAAUCUGGCAGGUAUGCCCUCAUAUAGGCUACCAGGGCCAGGUUUAGGCCCACCAGACUUUAAACCACCAAUGGAUACUCCCACACCCCCGGCACCAGCACCGAGUAAUCCUAAAAAACGCAGAAAAACCUCAAAUGCAAAUAAUGCCUUAACACCGCCUCAACCUCCGCCUACAGCACAAGACUUACUGCCACCACCAUUAACGGGCUAUGGAGAUACAAUUGUGGCCUCAAAUCCUUUUGAUGACUCACCAUCUACUAUUUCGCACAAUGGUCCCAUGAUGAGUCAGAAUGGUCCAAUGAUGAGUCAAAAUGGUCCAAUGGGAAUGAUGGGCCCAAUGGGACACAGUAUGGGUGGGCCACCAAUGAGGCAUAUGAGCCCUUUACCUCAUGCUAUGAGCCCUAUGAACCAACAGAUGCCACCAAGAGGUGGAAUAAGUCCUAUGGGCAAUAUGAGUCCAAUGGGUCAUAUGGGUGGUAUGUCCCCUAUGGGUGGGCCUAAUAUGGGAAUGAGCAAUCAUAAUAUGGGUCCAGGUAUGGGACCAACAUCAAGAUCAAUGGGUAGUCCGAUGAGUCCUAUGAAUUCAAUGCCCAUGGGUUCACCAAUGUCAUCUGGACCAAUGGGUAGUCCCAUGAAUAUGGGCUCCAUGGCUGGAAGCCAUAUGAGUAAUAGUCCAAUGGGGCCACCAAUGCAUAGCCCUCUUGGUGGAGGAUCAAUGAAUGGGCCUAUUAAUGGACCUAUGGGAGGUGGUGGACCUGGUAUGAAUGUUCCUCGUAUGAACGGGCCAAUGGGUCCCAGUUGUUCAAAUGGAUCUAUGGGUCCCAAUAGUUCAAUAAUGUCACCCAGUCCAAUGCAAAGUGGAGGUAUGGGCCCUGGUCAUUGUGGUCCUAUGAGACAUGGAAGUCCAAUGGGUUCAGGUAUGGGAAGUGGUCCUAUGGGAGGAAAUGGACCAAUGACAUCAAUGGGUCCAGGGCCUCCAUAUUCUGGUAAUCAUAUGGGUCACGGAGGGCCAAUGGGAAUGGGAGGAAGUGGAUCAAUGGGCAUGGGCCCAGGGCCAGGCAAUAUGGGAAGUUGUGGGCCUCUGGCAGGUAUGAGUGGAAUGGCCAUGGGUGGUCCAGGUGGACAAGGAGUUGGGCCUAUGAGUCAAAGUAUGGGGAUGUUUGGACCUAAGCCAAUGCCUGUGAGUGCAGGAAAAGUAUACCCGCCUGAUCAACCUAUGGUGUUCAAUCCUCAAAAUCCGAAUGCUCCUCCAAUAUAUCCUUGUGGAGUAUGUCACAAGGAAGUUCACGAUAAUGAUCAAGCUAUAUUAUGCGAGUCUGGAUGUAACUUUUGGUUCCACAGAGGGUGCACAGGUCUAACGGAGCCAGCCUUUCAAUUGUUAACAGCAGAAGUAUAUGCAGAGUGGGUUUGCGACAAGUGCCUACAUUCUAAAAAUAUACCCCUCGUAAAGUUUAAGCCAUAGCGUAGUGCUACACUCCUCUCGCCUCAUAUAUGAGCCACAGCUCAAAUACACAUCACAAGUAUUUAUUUCACGUCAUCAUAUAAUUAUGGACUAGUAAUUUAUUGGAUUGUUUCGGUUAGAAUCACUAUGAAGGAUCUCAUGGGUAGAGUUUUAGAAUUGUGUUAUUGAAUGGAUUACUUCAAAUACAAACUUAAAUUUGAAUUGCAAUUGAUGCAAAAGAUUAAAAUUGCAGAUAAAUGACUAACCUGUUUUAUUUAAUAUUGUGUUUGUAAUUGUAUCUGUAAGGUAUAGAUUAAUUUAUUUUGAUCUAUGUUUUAGUAAAACAAUACACAUACUUAUCUGUCUUAAAAAAUGAUUUGAUUUUUAAAAUGUGUAAAUUAUUAAAAAAUUUCUUAUAAAAUUAAGCAUGUUCAUGCUUACGCAUAACUGUUGAAGCAAUGUAAUGUGAUUUCUUAUAAGAAAAUUAUACCAGAAUACUAAUAAAUAACGUAUCACACGUAGCAUUUUAUCGACAUAAAAAUAUGCCUAUAUAAAAAUAAAAAAUAUAUAUAUAUAAAUAAUAAAGAUGUGAGCUAGGUGUGAUAUGUUGUUCAAUUGUAUUAAGCAAUAUAAAUUUUAGCGGCUCGUCGUGUGUGUCGCUUUAUUCUUUGUGCAUAUUGUAAAUAGAAUAAACUUAAGUCUAAACUUCCGCCUUAUAAUAAUUGUGAAAUAAAAAAUAUCAUUAUAUGCAAAAGAAAAUAAAAAAACGA
Melitaea cinxia (Glanville fritillary) is the source of this 2623-nucleotide messenger RNA. It is a transcript of the gene pygo, whose product is annotated as protein pygopus. The transcript is spliced from 3 exons. The coding region runs from base 405 to 1874 and encodes 489 amino acids. Lineage: Eukaryota; Metazoa; Arthropoda; Insecta; Lepidoptera; Nymphalidae. The record is from RefSeq and is a predicted model, not a curated record.